UCUCGGGCAGUCUCUGCAUGAUGUCGCUUCUCAGGACUCGAGGACCCGUCACCCUACACCUCUGCAGUGGAGAAGGCAGAAAUGGAGACACAAAGGCCACCACUUCUGUUCUGUUAUUAACCACUCUGUAGACAUGCAUCCCCACCAGAAGGCGUGAACUGCACGGGGGUGGGGGGACGUGGAGUUCUCAGGCCCCCAAACCACUAGCACCUUUAACUGUGCGCUGGAGAGAAGGCAGAGCCAUGGCUCCGUACAGCUGCUGUUUGGCCCUCUUGGCUCUCGCCUGGUGUUCCUCCGCCUAUGGGCCCGACCAGCGCGCCCAAAAGAAGGGCGACAUUAUUCUAGGAGGUCUCUUUCCCAUCCAUUUUGGAGUAGCAGCCAAAGAUCAAGACCUGAAAUCAAGGCCAGAGUCUGUGGAGUGCAUUAGGUAUAACUUCCGAGGAUUCCGAUGGUUACAAGCCAUGAUAUUUGCCAUAGAGGAGAUAAACAGCAGCCCUGCCCUUCUUCCCAACAUGACGCUGGGAUACAGGAUAUUUGACACCUGUAACACCGUCUCCAAGGCACUGGAGGCCACCUUGAGUUUUGUUGCCCAGAACAAAAUUGAUUCUUUGAACCUGGAUGAGUUCUGCAACUGCUCCGAGCACAUCCCUUCGACCAUCGCCGUGGUGGGAGCGACCGGCUCUGGUGUCUCCACAGCAGUAGCCAACCUGCUAGGACUUUUCUAUAUCCCCCAGGUGAGCUAUGCCUCCUCUAGCAGACUCCUCAGCAAUAAGAACCAGUUCAAGUCCUUCCUCCGCACCAUUCCCAACGACGAACACCAGGCCACCGCGAUGGCUGACAUUAUCGAGUAUUUCCGUUGGAACUGGGUGGGCACAAUUGCAGCUGAUGACGACUACGGCAGGCCUGGCAUUGAGAAAUUCCGAGAGGAGGCCGAGGAGAGGGACAUCUGCAUUGACUUCAGCGAGCUCAUCUCCCAGUACUCUGAUGAGGACGAGAUCCAGCAGGUGGUGGAAGUGAUCCAGAACUCUACAGCCAAGGUCAUUGUCGUUUUCUCCAGCGGCCCAGACCUAGAACCUCUCAUCAAGGAGAUUGUGCGGCGGAACAUCACAGGCAGGAUCUGGCUAGCCAGCGAGGCCUGGGCCAGUUCCUCCCUGAUUGCUAUGCCGGAGUACUUUCAUGUAGUCGGGGGCACCAUUGGGUUCGGUCUGAAGGCUGGGCAGAUUCCAGGCUUCCGAGAAUUCCUACAGAAAGUCCAUCCCAGGAAGUCUGUCCACAAUGGUUUUGCCAAAGAGUUUUGGGAAGAAACAUUUAAUUGCCACCUGCAAGAAGGCGCGAAAGGACCUUUACCUGUGGACACCUUUGUGAGAAGUCACGAGGAAGGAGGCCACAGAUUACUCAAUAGCUCCACGGCGUUCCGACCCCUCUGCACAGGGGAUGAGAACAUCAACAGUGUCGAGACCCCUUACAUGGAUUACGAACAUUUACGGAUAUCCUACAACGUGUACUUAGCCGUCUAUUCCAUUGCCCAUGCCCUGCAAGAUAUAUACACCUGCUUACCCGGAAGAGGGCUUUUCACCAACGGGUCCUGUGCAGACAUCAAGAAGGUUGAGGCCUGGCAGGUCCUGAAACACCUACGGCACCUGAACUUCACCAACAACAUGGGGGAGCAGGUGACCUUUGAUGAGUGUGGUGAUCUGAUGGGGAACUAUUCCAUCAUCAACUGGCACCUCUCCCCAGAGGACGGCUCCAUUGUGUUCAAGGAAGUUGGGUACUACAACGCAUAUGCCAAGAAGGGAGAAAGACUCUUCAUCAACGAGGGGAAGAUCUUGUGGAGUGGGUUCUCCAGAGAGGUGCCCUUCUCCAACUGCAGCCGGGACUGUCAGGCAGGGACCAGGAAGGGGAUCAUUGAGGGAGAGCCCACCUGCUGCUUUGAGUGUGUGGAGUGUCCUGACGGAGAGUACAGCGGUGAGACAGAUGCGAGUGCCUGUGACAAGUGCCCAGAUGACUUCUGGUCCAAUGAGAACCACACUUCCUGCAUUGCCAAGGAGAUUGAGUUCCUGGCGUGGACCGAGCCCUUUGGAAUCGCUCUCACUCUCUUUGCGGUACUGGGCAUCUUCCUGACUGCCUUUGUGCUGGGCGUGUUCAUCAAGUUCCGAAACACGCCCAUCGUCAAGGCCACCAACCGAGAGCUGUCCUACCUCCUGCUCUUCUCCCUACUCUGCUGCUUCUCCAGCUCCCUUUUCUUCAUUGGGGAGCCCCAGGACUGGACAUGCCGCCUGCGACAGCCUGCCUUCGGCAUCAGCUUCGUUCUCUGUAUCUCGUGCAUCUUGGUGAAGACCAAUCGUGUCCUCCUGGUGUUUGAGGCCAAAAUACCCACCAGCUUCCACCGGAAGUGGUGGGGACUCAACCUGCAGUUCCUGCUGGUUUUCCUCUGCACCUUCAUGCAGAUUGUCAUCUGUAUCAUCUGGCUGUACACGGCGCCCCCCUCCAGCUACCGCAACCACGAGCUGGAAGACGAAAUCAUCUUCAUCACGUGCCAUGAGGGGUCACUCAUGGCGCUCGGCUCCCUGAUCGGCUAUACCUGCCUGCUGGCUGCCAUCUGCUUCUUCUUUGCCUUCAAGUCGCGGAAGCUGCCAGAGAACUUCAACGAAGCCAAGUUCAUUACCUUCAGCAUGCUUAUCUUCUUCAUCGUCUGGAUCUCCUUCAUUCCAGCCUACGCCAGCACCUACGGCAAGUUUGUCUCUGCAGUGGAGGUGAUCGCCAUCCUGGCAGCCAGCUUUGGCUUGCUAGCCUGCAUCUUCUUCAACAAGGUCUACAUCAUCCUCUUCAAGCCUUCCCGGAACACAAUCGAGGAGGUGCGCUCCAGCACAGCGGCGCAUGCUUUCAAAGUGGCAGCCCGCGCCACUCUGCGCCGCCCCAACAUCUCCCGGAAGCGGUCCAGCAGCCUCGGAGGCUCCACUGGUUCCAUUCCCUCCUCCUCCAUCAGCAGCAAAAGCAACAGCGAAGACCGAUUCCCGCAGCCAGAGAGGCACAAGCAACAGCAUCCGCUGGCCCUGACCCAGCAAGAACAGCAGCAGCAGCAGCAACCCCUGACUCUCCAGCCACAGCCACAGCAGCAGCCACAGCAGCCGAGAUGCAAACAGAAGGUCAUCUUCGGCAGUGGCACGGUCACCUUCUCUCUGAGCUUUGACGAGCCUCAGAAGAAUGCCAUGGCCCACAGGAACUCCAUGCGUCAGAACUCCCUGGAGGCCCAGAAGAGCAAUGACACCUUGAACAGACACCAGGCUCUGCUUCCCCUACAGUGUGCAGAGGCGGACUCAGAAAUGACCAUUCAGGAAACAACGGGCUUGCAAGGGCGCAUGGUGGGGGACCACCAGCCAGAAAUGGAAAGCCAAGAUGAAAUGUCCCCAGCACUGGUCAUGUCCACCUCUCGGAGCUUCGUCAUUAGCGGUGGAGGUAGUUCUGUGACGGAAAACAUACUGCACUCCUAAUGGAGGGAAAGGCUAUCCAGUUGAGAGUUUUUCUUAGAGUCCCAGAAAAAAGGACGGGUCCUUCCUUUCUUCCCAGGAAGCCCGGGAUAGGAGGGACAUCAAAGCCUGUACCCUUGCACUACUUUGGAUGACAGUGAACUGACUGGUGUGCUUUUUAAAGUUAGAAGAAGAGCCAUGGUUUGGAGCCGUUUCCCAGAGCUCAGUAUCAUUCCUGGGUUUGCUGAAGUCUUUUCCUCUGCUCCAUCCACCACCAGCUCAGAUGACAGCAAGGCUAUAAGCUACCCACCUGCUUCCCUCUAAAAUUAGAUCCAGAAAUGCCUGCCCCAGGAUUCUAUGGAUAACAUGGUCUGAAAUACAGUCCACAUACAGACCGAUGAGACAUCAGAUCUGCCACUAGAGUCUAAAAGCCAGAUAGUCACCGGGACUGUCAUAUCACGUUGACAGUGGACAGAACUUAAAGUGUUCAAAACAUCAGGCAGAUGUGUUCUCUCCUAUUUAUAAAGACCUUAAGAAACGUGGUCUUUUUAUCCUCCCUGUUGCUGCUAUUGUGUGACAUCUAUUCCAUCUGCAUCCUUCGUGUGGCAUCAUGUCUGGCUGUGUCCAGAAUCUGAAGGCAAUGCUACGCUUAGAUCUCAGGAUCACUCACUCUAAGCACCAGGAAAGAACUGACUAAAUCCAAUGAGCUAUCUCUGUAACUAAUAUUGAUGUACAUAGCUUAAUCCUUAAGAAAAUGCUUCUGUUGUAACAAUCCAUGGGCUAUUAUGAACUGAAAAAUGUCGCAGUCUGGAUUCUAUAAGGCAGUAUUAUUGAGUUAUACCAUGCCCCAUGCCCUAUGUCCCACGCCCUAUGCCCCAUGCCCCAUCCCUGAGCUAAAGGCUUUGUGAAGCCAAAUCCUAACCUAGCUCUAUGGAGAAUAAGCUCCCGGAAGAAAGUUUGGUUCCCAGGGAACGCCACAGUUCCUGUAGCAUCGAAAUUAAACGUGCCCACUGGCCACUGCUAGGAACCCAGACUCUGCACAGCAGAGAGCAGGGUUCAGGCUCUGGCUUGGUCACUGAUAAGAUGGGUGGUUCUCAGGUGGGAACCACAGCCUCUUUAAGCCCCAGCUUCUUUGAGUGUAAAGUAGAGAAUUGCAGCUGUUUUCCCACAGAGCUCUCAGACGAGUUAAGUAAACAUGUGUGCAUCAUACCUUAGCACAGUGUCUAACACAUCAUACACAUUUAGUGUUAGUAUAUACGAUUAGUGAUACAGUAACUACUAGUUUCCACUUGCUUAGACUAUGCCAUAGCUUGGCCUAUGACACUUAAGGUCCUCCUGCUAACAGCACUGUCUCUGGAGUGGCCCUCUUUGAAGGUCACAGUGCCUUUAAGAGGCAGAACUUGGUAGGACAUCAUUCAGUCACAGAGGAUGUGCCUGUGAAGGGAGUUAUGGGACUCUGGCCCCAUUCUCUUUCUCUUCUCUUUCCUGGCCAUAAGAUGAACAGUUUUCUGUGACACAGGCUGGCACAUCAUUGUCAUUUAGCAUUCCACCAGAGCAUGGACCAGAACCUCCAAACCAAGCAUCAACAUUAACCUUUUCGCUCUCUAAUUAUCCAAAGUAUUUUAUUAUAGUGAGAGAAAGCUGACUAAUACAAGAGAUAAAGCAGAAAUCUCACUAAGCAUCCAGAUUUCAAUGUCUAAUCCACCGAUCACAGUAACUUUCUUCAGAAUAAGUACAAAACUUCUAAGGUCCAGGUGAAGGUGUUAGCAGGAGCCAAAUGCUACCCGCAACAACCCCAGUGUCUCGAUUCUGUGGAAACAGUAACCACUUCCAGCACUGUCACUGGUUAACAAGUUCUCAGAGCAGGUUCUGCCAAGCCAAGCCACGCUGAUGCCAAGACCAAGCCAUAGAAUGUAAAUUCAUCAGCAGUCUAAGAUUUACAGUCCAUGGUGAGUCUGCCUCUGACCACUUCCUUGUGAGGAUGUUUAAGGUAAUGGUUGGCAUUACGACCAUGAAGACGAUGAUGAGCUGCCACAAGAGUGUGCAGUAGAGAGCAGGCCCUGUCACAGAACACAAAACUGUCCCCAUGAGCCACCAACACCCCAGCCAGAAAGGGCACAGCCUCUCAGAGCCUGUUGCCUUCUGUUGUCAGCCUCUGAGCGACGCAGCGUGCUGAGCAUUUAUUUUUAACCCUUUCACUUGGCCCAUAAAUAAAUAAAUAAAUAAAUAAAUAAGUAACAAAAUUGCAGCCAAAAGUUUAAUGAUUUUUUUUCAUAAGCGUGUCACAAAACUGUGGAAAUAACUUCAGUAGAAUGUCACACAUUCAUCCUUACUAGUCUGAUUUCAGUGCACAACAUCCCUUCCUCUGCAAAUAAUCUCCUCAUCCCAUGAUUCACAAAGAAAAGAAAAAUGAGGAUCAGCAAGGAAAACAUUGCACUAAGUGUUCAUUUUUGCCAGGGGCCUGUACAUCAAGUAAUGUCUAUGAACACCCUCAUCAGAAAGGUAGAUAGGAAUUCUCAUUAUGUCUCUAUAGCAACCUAACAUUUAUCUCAAAUUCCUAUCCAGCCAGCAAUCAAAGCUAUAGUUAAGUCAAAUUAGGGGUUUUCCCUGGAAAUCCUGAGUUUUCUGAUUCACAUUUUAUUUUUAGGUAUCAGUUCAGAAGUUGUUGGGUUUUUUCCCUCUUUCCAGGUGAGUUGUAGUAUAAAGAACAUGAGGGUCUUCAAUCAAGGGCACAUCCUCUUAGCAUUCCUAAAGCCAUCUUGUCUGGCUCUCAGUAACUGUGUCUCCAUGCUGGCUUCCUGAAAUGUAUCUGUGGCAGUCUGCUUUUUGUUACUGUAACAGAAUAGCCAAGCAGGCCAACUUUAUAGAGAAAAGAGGUUUAAUUAACUCAUAUUUGUGCCUGUUGAAGGGCCAAGACCAUACCGUCACCACUGGUCACCACAAUGGCAGGAAAACGCUGGAAGGGAGGGAUGACACCUCAAAACUGGAAGUGAGAGGGUGAUUCAGGAGUUAGCACUAACUCUUACAACAACUCAAUCUUGAGACUCUGCAGUCCUCAUAAGAACUACUUAAAUUCUUCAAAGAGCGGAUCUCCCAUUGACCUAAGGUCCUUCCAUAAGUUUCCAAUUCUCAGUGCCACCACACUAGGGGCCAAGUCCCUAAUGUGUGGACCCCCUUGGAAAUGAUAUCUAAACUACAAAAACAUCAUAUCUCCAUCCAGUCCACAGUCCCCACAGGGGGAUCUGUGGUGGUUUCCAUGGUUGAAUCACUGUCUCAGACGACUGGCCCUUCCUAGGCCUGCAAGCUCUCUCAGCUCCCUCCAUGCCCAUCCUAGAGACCUAUGAGCUCUCACAGAGGUUACCCCUUCUUGUUGCUGCCUAGCCAUGUCAAUGCAGAGGCUUCCUGUACAUUAGGGUGAGUGAGAGAUGGGGCAAAAGACUGACAAACCUAGUGCACUAGACAGGAUAACGUUCAGUCAACGAUGCUGAGAGUUAUGACCCCAGAGCCUGUGAUUGUGUCAAAGGAACGGUGAUCUAAGAUCCUCACUAAACUAAGGUUCCUUCCGUUACCCAUGAGGUAAGAAACCGCAGAACAAUUGGUGUCAGGUGGCACAAUGUGAGGAAAAUUCUGCAGAGCAACCAUCCUCCAUUGCUUUGUGUAUGGGAGAAAAGGACAGGCAAAAGGAUUUGGGUUGUUUCUGGAAGCUGGACAAAGUAAGGAUACUGAUUUUCCCCGGGGAGUCUCUAGGAAGGAAUGCAGCGCUGAGUACCUUGGUUUCAGCCCGGUGAGACCCUUGGAGGACUUCCGACCU
Molecule: messenger RNA, 7278 nt
Organism: Apodemus sylvaticus (European woodmouse)
Lineage: Eukaryota; Metazoa; Chordata; Mammalia; Rodentia; Muridae
Gene: Casr
Product: calcium sensing receptor
Exons: 6
Coding region: 243-3491 (1082 amino acids)
Biological process (GO): regulation of calcium ion transport; detection of calcium ion; intracellular calcium ion homeostasis
Cellular component (GO): membrane
Molecular function (GO): calcium ion binding; G protein-coupled receptor activity
Source: RefSeq, a predicted model, not a curated record